Sphaeramia orbicularis (orbiculate cardinalfish) is the source of this 3509-nucleotide messenger RNA. RefSeq names its product enhancer of mRNA decapping 3 homolog (S. cerevisiae) (gene edc3). Bases 137 to 1570 code for a protein of 477 amino acids. The transcript is spliced from 7 exons. Gene Ontology annotation, molecular function: mRNA binding. Lineage: Eukaryota; Metazoa; Chordata; Actinopteri; Kurtiformes; Apogonidae. The record is from RefSeq and is a predicted model, not a curated record. Gene Ontology annotation, cellular component: P-body. Gene Ontology annotation, biological process: deadenylation-independent decapping of nuclear-transcribed mRNA; P-body assembly.
UCGUCAUCCAGACAUUAGCAGUAGCAGCUAAGAGGCUAGCAGCCAGAAUUUUCUAUUCAGCACUUACCUAGACCCUUUAUUCAUUUGUGGUCUUGAAAAGAGUCCCAUUCACCCUAAUUCCAGAAAGUUUCCAGAUAUGGCUGCGGAUUGGUUGGGUAGUUUGGUGUCAAUUAACUGUGGACCGACACUGGGAGUCUAUCAGGGAGAGGUUUCAUCCGUGGACCAGUCCAGCCAAACCAUCUCCCUAAGACAACCUUUCCAUAAUGGAGUGAAGUGUCCUGUGCCCGAGGUCACAUUCAGUGCCAUUGAUAUAAAGGACCUAAAGAUUCUGAAUUUCAGAAAAGGCAGUGCUAGGAACACAUCUACAAAAGGGAGCAGUGCUCCGGUUGCAGUCCCAAAGGGUGACCCCAGGGCGGUGGAGAAGUUGAACUCUCCUCAGCACUGCUCCAAAAGCUAUGGAGAACGUCAUCUGGAUGUGCCCGGUCAGCCAAAGGGCUUUCGUCGAAGACAUAACUCCUGGUCAUCUAGUAGUCGAGGAGCCAAUCAAGCAACACCAAAAAAGAAUGGUGUGAAAAAUGGUGGCAGCCAGAUGAAGCACAGAGACGAUGAAUGUUUUGGGGAUGGUGUCGAUGAUGGCCUCGAUACAGACUUUGACUUUGAGGGAAAUCUGGCUCUUUUUGACAAAGCAGCAGUUUUCUCAGAGAUCGACAUAUCAGAGCGCCGCAACGGAGCAAGGUCACGUGGGACACCUCAAGAUCAGACACCCUCACGUUAUCGUCAUGAUGAGAACAUCCUGGAGGCCAAACCUAUUGUGUACAGACAGAUCGCUGUACCUCAGCCUGGGGCCAAAGAAUACUGUACUGAUUCUGGACUUGUUGUACCAAGUAUAUCCUAUGAACUACAUAAGCGCUUGUUGUCAGUCGCUGAGCGUUAUGGUCUUUCUCUGGAGCGAAGACUGGAGAUGACGGGUGUGUGUGCAAGUCAAAUGGCACUCACAUUGCUUGGUGGUCCAAACAGAUUUACUCCAAAAAAUCUACACCAGCGGCCAACGGUGGCCAUGCUGUGUGGCCCUCAUGUCCAGGGGGCUCAGGGUAUUAGCUGUGGACGUCACCUGGCCAAUCACGAAGUGGAAGUCAUCCUGUUUCUCCCCAAUUUUGUCAAGAUGCUUGACUCUGUCACCAGUGAGCUCACACUCUUCAACAAGACUGGCGGGAAACAAGUGUCAAGUAUUAAAGACCUUCCAGACACCCCAGUGGACCUCAUCAUUAACUGUCUGGAUUGCCAUGAAAACACAUUCCUGAUGGACCAGCCAUGGUACAGAGCAGCUGCAGACUGGGCUAACCAGAACCGAGCUCCAGUCCUCAGCUUGGAUCCUCCUGUCAGUGGACAGGGGCAGGCAGUGGAGGCCAAGUGGUCCCUUUCUCUUUGUCUCCCUCUUUCCCUGGGUGAAGGUGCUGGCCGGGUUUACUUGUGUGACAUAGGUAUCCCUCGCCAGGUCUUCAAGGAAGUGGGAAUAAAGUACCAUUCUCCAUUUGGGUGCAAAUUUGUCAUCCCUUUGCACUCUCCAUAAUGGGACCAAUGGUCAGUAUGAAUGAAUGAAUCCUUCACCAGCCUUGACCAUUUGGUUUUGGCGCCUUAUAUUCCAGAGCUUUGCCUGUUGGACAGUCCAACCUUAAAUUCCAAACUCACUGACAUUUAAACAGGACUUCUCCCUCAUACUGAAGGUCUGUUGUUUGGUACAUCACUUCUACAAACGCACAGUGCAUAUGGACUAGUUAGCAUUAAGAUGUCAUGAGCAUUAGAAGCUGCAGGAAAUAUCUAGAUACCUGGAUUGAGAGAUGGGUUACUAUAGAUGAAAUGUGAGCAAAAUACAAUUCAGUGUUAACUAUAUUAAAGACAAUCAGUGACUUUUAUCAAAAUACUAAAUAUGACAACAUUCUCCAUCGUGACAAGAAACCAUCACCAUCCUGACUCAUACUUAUAGCCUGCCAUUUGCUGCAGUCAGUCAUCUUAUUUGUUGUUGUAACACAAAAGUUAAAAAUUGAGAAAUAUUUAAAUGGUGUUCCAUCUCAGCAAAUGUCGGAAAUUUGUCAUAGAUGUGAUUAUUACCAUCCUUUGUUGAAUGGGGCAGCUGCUGGACAGAUUCCAGAUAUUUGUUUUGUUUCUUAGUUGUAAAUUAGGCUGUGAUAAUAAGGGCUCUGACAAGGUGAUACAGCAUGAAAAACCUAUUGCAACCUUGUAUUGUCGAGAUGAUUUCUGGAGGGAAAAAAGCUUGGUGAACAUAAUUUUUGCAUUUUUUUUAACUGCCAGUGAGUCAAAAUCUGGGUAUUUUUUUCCAGCCAGUUUCCUUUUUAUGGUAAAAUGAUCACUCAGUGUAUGUGUGAUUUAAAUGUUAGAUCGUAUAUUUUCAUCUAAACUGAGAGAUGAUCAAAAUACUGUCUCCUGGCGUGUCAUGAUAAGAAAUUUGUAUAAAGGCCACUCUUUUCUGGAGUAUGCCUGUUUAUGUAUCAGACAAUUAUUGGUGUCUAUCUAAAUAUCUAAAUCAUAGACUGAAUGGUCAUUAAAACAGCUGGAGAUACCAACUUUUUUUUUGCUGCUUUUUGAGGCUCUUACAGAGGAGUUACAGGAGUCUAUGCUCCUACAUGUUUCUGGACCACCAAGUUGAAAGUCUCAGUGGUUCUUUGAUAAGACCACUUCAUUUUAAAGAUUUGUUCAGAAAUGAGGCACUUGUUAGCACUGAUCUUUAUUGGACAUGAAUCCUGCGCUUAUUACAUGUUGUGAAUGCAGAGUUGAAUUUUAUAUCAUUGAGUUCAGCGUUGAUGUAAAAAAAAAAAAAGACAAAAAACCUGAAUUCAAGCGAUCUACAUUUUCUGAGGUCACAAAUUUAUGCUAAACUCUGUGGUAUUUUGUGUCGACUUAUAAUAUUGUUAAAUGUAACAUCUCAGGAGGAUUAAACUUAGUUGAUUUUUUGUUUCUUUUGUGAGCGCAGGGUUCAUGUUCUGACUCUGUGAACAAAGGUUUGAUCCUUUUCAACAUUCCACUGGCCUGAUGUGUCAAGUCCCAUCUGUUGAGACAAGUCUGGCUUGGAAACAUCAGUCAGUGUUAAUGAAUGUGAGUGUUGUCCUUUACCGCCAGGGGGAUGUGAAACCACACCUCUGGUUCUUCCUUGUUCUGCUGUAGGCAUUUUUACGUGCUGAUUCUUCUCUGCGAAAUGUGAACAGUCAGACCACAGUGGUCUGACAUCUGAGAGAAGCCCAUCAGUUUCAGAGAAUUGCUUCAGAGCAGACUGGAUGAGAUUGGGUUAGUUUACAUGUUUCAAGCGAUACAACCUGCAGCGGAUGUUUAAUCCAUGCAAGAUCUAUUUGCAGUUAAAUUGCAACUUGAUAAAACAUGACAACCGUUUCCUUUUUGGAUCGAAGUUCAGUGUUAAGGUUCUUGUACAAAAAAAAAUACUGUGCAGUCCUUACUUGUCAUGUCUGCAAAUUUAAUCAAUAAAAAGUUCAACUGUU